Girardinichthys multiradiatus is the source of this 629-nucleotide messenger RNA. Its product is annotated as nuclear protein 1-like. Gene Ontology annotation, biological process: negative regulation of cell population proliferation; negative regulation of cell cycle; regulation of transcription by RNA polymerase II. Gene Ontology annotation, cellular component: nucleus. The record is from RefSeq and is a predicted model, not a curated record. The coding region runs from base 87 to 311 and encodes 74 amino acids. The transcript has 3 exons. Lineage: Eukaryota; Metazoa; Chordata; Actinopteri; Cyprinodontiformes; Goodeidae.
GGAGAGGAAAACAAACCCAGAGAAGAACCAGAACACGUCCAGACGGUCUGUGAUUUCCCACCGUUUCUGAAGCAUUCGAGGCGAUCAUGAGCCACGUCGACGUGAAGAACCUGAAGCUGUCCAAGUUUGAGGAGGAGCAUUACGAUGAGUAUGACUGCUACAACCUGACAGACAAAUAUGCAGAGGGUUCGGCCCGCAAAGGCAGAACCAAGAAGGAGGCUAGUGAGAACACGAACCGACAGAAUCCUGCAGGACAUGAGAGGAAAAUCGUGGAAAAGCUGCAGAACAGCGAGAAAAAGGCCAAGGAGUGAACCCUGAGGGCUGCUUGGAUGGCUUUUCCCGGUGAUGGACCACAGCCUCCUUGGCGACAGAUUGAGACAUGUGGAUGGCAGGAGUUUAUUGGAGCUCCUUUUGGGGCAGGUUUUAAAUCUUUGCAUGAUGAGGAGCCUGCAGAGCCAGGCCUUCACCUUUUUGACGCCUGCAGGUGUUCAAGUGCUGACCUUUCUGUCGACUUGCACCAGAGUCCUGGCUCAGACCACAGCGGUGCAGCUGGGAUGAUGGGGUGGCAGCUUGGAGACUUUUUUUAAUGCUCGUUUUUAAUGUUUUAUCAUUAAAAAAAAUUAAAAACA